GGAACAUCCGUGGUCUGCAUCCUUCCAACCUCUCAACCAAAGCCCUCCAACAGGGUAUUUAGCUCCAGGGCCCGAACACUUUCUUCAUUGCAAGAAUAUUGAAGCCAGCAAAGUGGUUCUCGACUGGAAUUUAACAAGCCGUGGACUUGAAAUCACUCUUCCUAUAAGCGAAAACGAACGACCCUACGCCAUCAUACCAUGUCAAUUACGAAACAAUCCGUGGAACUUUUUAGCUGUGCCGUUGAAGCACCACGGAAGUAACGUAUAUUCGAGAUCGAUCGCCCCGGCCAGGUGGGUCAGCUAUCAAACCUGGCAUCAAUGGCCAAACCAACGAUCGCUCUUCAUGACGAAAGUACCCCUGAGAUCCGGCUCUUCCAAUGAAUUCCACCGCGAACUGUGGAUAAAGAAGUUACCCGAAACCGUAAGGCUGUUGCACGCUUACUCGACAGAAGCAUGUACGCUACGUGGGACAAUGAUACAAGCCCAGUCAACCUCAAGGGUCUAUACGAAUGGUCCCACACGAGCUGCGUUGGUGCUAGAGAGCAAGGACAAACAUGAGUCGUUCGCUAUUAUUAUAGCGGCCUUCGACCCAGACUCGCUUUCCUUUCUGAGCCUAUUCAAGCACUAUGAUAAACUCAAAUGUCAUUUUGUGAGGGCACCCUCGCACGACAUUCUACUCUCUCUUCUCAAAUCAUCUUUGCAACUAGAUACGAUGCCGAACCUGAUAGAAUUUCAAGGCAAUAUGUUGCAUACUACAGUGGCUCGGAGUUAUCAUCUGGACCAAACCAUCUUUGAGAUCGAUGUUCAGCAAUUGAGUCCAUUUGCUUCUCUCAUCAAAAGGUAUAAAUAUGCCGGGGUAGUCCUUGGGUCUUGUGAAACCUUGGUUGGCAAUGUUCUGUCAAUAAAGACGGGUAUCGCCUUGUUCGUCUUCUGGCUUGGUAGGAUCAUCGGGAUGCUUCUUUUAUGGCUGGAAUGCUCUGGACACUUGCCCAGGGUGUUGAGCAUGAAAAUUAUGGUCGAUAAUAUCAUUCUUCUUUUCGGAAACUGGGCCUGCAAGGUGGUCCUAGCCUACGAGCUCGUGCCGCUUCAGUCUUGUAUCGCUCCCGAGUCAUCGGCCUUUUAUCAACGUAAUCGAUGGGCUUUGGCGUCCUUUUGGGGUACAGCAUUGCUUAUUAUAACAUCAUCUGGGAUUUGGAAUCUUUCUUUGGGUCUUGUGUUUCUUUGGCACUGCUGUUGGGGAGUUGACAAGAUUGAGACGAAUACCCAUAGCGCAGUAUGGGUCCUACUUGGGUUUGGUGUACCCACGUUUGGCACCUUCUAUGCAGGGCUUGAUCUCACAAUGAAUGAAGGCUGUGAACUAAUGCACACGGAAAUCACUAUCACAGGAAUUCUGAGGAACGGGUAUCUGGAAACGGUUUGGAAAUUUUGGAAUAUUUUACCUCUGCUGACAGUAUACUUUGUCUUGCCAGGUCUCAAACGCGAGACACGUUUAUUUUAAUAGAAUAGAUAUCGUGGACUUUGGGGCAUGUCAGGCAAGUCACGAUACAAUGUCCUUGAUGCAAUGUUCUCAAAGCAAUCAUACUUGAGGGAGAACGGCAUUGCGAAAAGCGGCAUCUCACAAAUACGAAUUAGAACAUAAGUGUAGUUUAAUGUCUUCAUGACAAUUCAGGCGAGUAUUUAUUUCAAG
This is a messenger RNA of Ilyonectria robusta, 1687 nucleotides long. RefSeq lists its product as uncharacterized. The record is from RefSeq and is a predicted model, not a curated record. The transcript has a single exon. Bases 344 to 1498 code for a protein of 384 amino acids. Lineage: Eukaryota; Fungi; Ascomycota; Sordariomycetes; Hypocreales; Nectriaceae.